This is a messenger RNA of Pedinophyceae sp. YPF-701, 1074 nucleotides long. Lineage: Eukaryota; Viridiplantae; Chlorophyta; Pedinophyceae. The record is from the annotation of a GenBank genome assembly.
AUGUCGGGCGAUCUCUUGAGCUGGCUGGAGUUCGCCGAAGGAUGCCGGGCCGCGCUGACGGACAUCAUGUUCCAGAAGCUCUGGCUGUGGAGAGUACCGCGUCUCGAAGACGUCGGGACGGACGACGUGUCUGCUCUGAACAUCAUCGUCACGGGUCCGACAUCCGGAAUCGGCACUGAGACGGCGCGCGCGCUGGUCCUGCGCGGCGCGAACGUGUUCCUUGCGUGCCGCGACACCAACCGCGGGCGCAAGCUGCGCGACAAGUUGAAGGCAGAGGCGGUCGACGGCGGAGUCACGGACCCGCGCAUCGAAGUCAUGAAGCUCGACCUGUCCUCGCUCAAGUCGGUGAGGGACUUCGCGGCGCAGUGGGAGAAGAAGGGCGCGGAGCCCCUGCACGUGCUGAUCAACAACGCGGGGAUCCUGGAGCUCGGCAGCACGACGCGCGCCACCACCGUGGACGGCCUCGAGUCGCACGUGGGCACCAACCACGUCGGGCCGGCGCUCCUGACGCUGCUCAUGAUGCCGUACCUGCGCAAGGCCGGGGAGAUGUACAAGCGCGGCGCACGCGUCGUGAACGUGUCGUCCGUCCUCCACAAGAUCGGGAGUAUUUACCGGGACGACCCGGGUCUGGAGCAGCCCGGCGCGUGGGGGUGGCUCAAGGCGUACGCCGUGAGCAAGCUCAUGGACGUGGUGUACAACGUGGAGCUGCGGCGGCGCGUGCCCGAGUCGUGGAACGUGCACUGCAUGUCGCUCCACCCGGGCAACAUCAUGACCGGCAUCAUCCGGACGUCCCCGAGGAUCAUCCAGCUCCUGUACAAGCUGGUCGUGCCGAUGACGAACAUCACGGCCUCCGAGGGCGCGCGCGCCACCGUGUACUGCGCGACCAGCCGCGAGGCCCCCGCGGAGGCUGCCAUGUCAGGGACCGGGGGGUACUUUUCGUCGUACUGCGCGCCGGAGAAGCCCUCGCGCGUGGCGCUCGACGAGGGCGUGGGGCAGUGGCUGUGGGACUGGACGCUCAAGGUGGCGGGGGCGGCGGAGCUGGUGGCGGCGACCGGCCUGGACAAGCGCUGCUGA